GAACGGAAUGCGUUGGUCGAAUCGUUUUAUUAUGCGCAAUGAGUGCGCAGCGUUGUUUGCCUCCAGCACAGAGCUGCCUGCAUGUUCAUGGGUGUGCCGACUAGUGUUUAAAGGCUGAAGCUUCGUUCUGACUGAAUCCCUUUGUAGAAGUAGAUCUGCUGGCAUGAGUUACGCGAUGUCCACUGCAGUUGCAGUGUCGGUUGGAGUGGUGCUGGUCUCAACAGCAGGUCUGCUGGGUUAUUAUUACUUCAACAGGAAAAGGAAACCACAGAUUACCCUGAUUAAUCCCUCUGAAAAAUACAAAUUGAGACUAGUAGACAAAGAGAUCAUAAGCCACGAUACCCGCAGGUUUCGGUUUGCCCUGCCCAGUCCAGAGCAUGUUUUGGGAUUACCAGUAGUACAGAGGUUUGCAGGGUUUGGUCUGAAGCAUGCUGACAUCCCACACCUGUCCUGUUGUUUUGAGGUCAGAAAGUCAGUGUCCAGCGACGAUGACAGAGGAUUCGUUGACCUCGUUGUGAAGAUUUAUUUUAAGAAUGUGCACCCAAAGUUCCCAGAAGGGGGAAAGAUGUCCCAGUACUUGGAGAGUUUGAGGAUUGGAGAUGUGAUUGACUUCAGAGGACCAGGAGGUUUGCUGGAGUACAAGGGGCAAGGUCAGUUUGCUAUACAGGCCGAUAAGAAGACCCCUGCUGAGACUAAGACUGUAAGAACAUUGGGUCUUAUAGCUGGAGGAACUGGCAUUACGCCCAUGUUGCAGCUGAUUCGUGACAUCAUCAAAAACUCAAGUGAUACAACGACAUGCAGCCUGCUGUUUGCCAACCAGACUGAGAAGGACAUUCUGCUGAAGGAUGAUCUGGAGGAGAUUCAGGCGAGGCAUCCGGAUCGCUUCAAACUCUGGUUCACAGUGGACCAAGCUCCUGCAGAUUGGGAGUACAGUCAGGGCUUCAUCAAUGCUGAGAUGAUUCAGGAGCACCUGCCUCCACCCAGUGAUGACUCUAUGAUCCUCAUGUGUGGUCCACCUCCCAUGAUCCAGUUUGCAUGUAAUCCCAACCUGGACAAACUGGGCUACAGGCAGAGCCAACGUUUCGUCUAUUAGACCAUUCUCAAUGCUCCGGGCCCAGACACAAAUUACUCCAAAGAUACUAAAUUGCACACAAUUGUGUUUAAGCUAAUAUUGCAUUACAAAUCUCAUCAUAUAUAUACUUUUUAUGGACAGUAUAUAAUAAAUAUUAAAUGUGUAAGUGCUAGUCUGUCCGGAGGUAAUUGGUUCUUCAUAGUAAAAGCCUAUUAUUCUAAUACGAUACAGAGACGGUCUGCUGUGUCCUCGGGCUUUAUAUUGACUAUUGUGGCUUGAUGUGCUAUACAAUAAGAUGCUGAUACUACAAAAAAGCCCCAAUUUAAUGCACUAAAAAAGGCACUAGAGUUUUAAGACACCUGCUUGCUGAAUUUAAUGCUGAAUAUUAUAAUUCACGUGCCUGUGUGACAUGACUGGCAUUCUUGUUUGUUUGAUGUAUGUAUACAUUGUUAUGAUAUGCAUUUGCUGUCACUGGAGUAUUUUUGUAUGCAUGCUGCACUCCAUGUGUUUAUCUUUUUUAUUAAGCAUAUAUGAAUUUAAAAAGCAAUGCAAUUGUUUUCUAUGAAAUGCACUAAAGCAACAAAAAAGUGCUUAUUAAAGUGUUUUCACUGGCAUUUUAUCGUGUUUAAUUGCUCCCCCCAGCAUUGCAUGGCCAAAGCAGAUGAUUUUAUAUAUGUUGUGGUUGUAUGAUGCUCACAUUUGAAUUGACUGCUAUUAUAAAGACUCCCUAGGAUGAGGAUUGGGGAUUAUAGGAGAUUGUCAG
Messenger RNA from Sinocyclocheilus grahami, 1835 nucleotides. RefSeq names its product NADH-cytochrome b5 reductase 3-like. Lineage: Eukaryota; Metazoa; Chordata; Actinopteri; Cypriniformes; Cyprinidae. The transcript is spliced from 10 exons. Gene Ontology annotation, cellular component: mitochondrion. Gene Ontology annotation, molecular function: FAD binding; oxidoreductase activity. The record is from RefSeq and is a predicted model, not a curated record. The coding region runs from base 164 to 1093 and encodes 309 amino acids.